Cottoperca gobio is the source of this 4417-nucleotide messenger RNA. It is a transcript of the gene thrap3b, whose product is annotated as thyroid hormone receptor associated protein 3b. NCBI's taxonomy places the organism in Eukaryota, Metazoa, Chordata, Actinopteri, Perciformes, Bovichtidae. Gene Ontology annotation, cellular component: mediator complex. Gene Ontology annotation, biological process: positive regulation of transcription by RNA polymerase II. The record is from RefSeq and is a predicted model, not a curated record. The coding region runs from base 398 to 3115 and encodes 905 amino acids. The transcript is spliced from 11 exons. Gene Ontology annotation, molecular function: DNA binding; transcription coregulator activity.
GUUAGCUAACUGUGUCUAUAGAUCGUUAGCUUUCGUUCAAUCUUAAUGCCAUCAAAAGCAUACAUUUAGCUCAAUUGACAAACACAUAGAAGCAUCCACAGAGAUGUCUUAUAUCGACUGACAUGGUAGUCAGAGCGCCUGGCCUCUUCUAAAGGCGCAGUGCGUCUGUUUUAGUUGGCCUAGUAGUUGGUUACGGAGCCACUGCUAACAAGCUAGCUAGGUUGCUAACAUCCGUUGGUUUACACUCGUACAGUAAAACCAGGAAGGAGGGACCAGACGAGCAGCUCGGCCUCAAAGGUUACUCUACUUCUGCAACAUUUAUUCAUCAAAACGAGUUCGUAAAUUCUUGUUACACGGGGAAAGGGAAAAGCAUAUAAACACGAUCCUGAGUGCAAAGAUGUCAAAGGCUCCGGAUUCUCCAGCUCGGUCCCGCUCCAGAUCCCGGUCCAGAUCCAGAUCCUACUCCCGAUCUCACUCUCGAAGCCGCUCCCGCUCAAGAUCUAGAAAACGUCGCUAUAGUUCCAGGUCUCGUUCCCGCUCUCGCUCUCACUCUCCGUCCUACAGAAACUAUCCGAGCAGGGACUAUCAGAACAACAGAGGCGGGUACAGAGGCUACAACCGAGGCUACCGGAGGCCUUUCCACUACCGGGGCAGAAACCGAGGCUAUUACCAACGUGGCCAUUACCAGAACAGGGGAGGAGGCGGCGGCUAUGGCUAUAAGGCCAAUUGGCAGGGUGGUGGUAGUGGUGGCGGCAACAGCGGUGGUGGUGGUGGUGGUAGUGGUGGAGGAGGUGGCGGUGGCGGUGGCGGUGGAGGCUGGCACGAUCGCCACCAUGACCAGGAGCAUCACUCCCACAGCCCCAGGCGGGGUCGCUCACGCUCCCGCACACCCAAGAAGCGCUCAGGCAGCCGGAGCCGCUCCCACUACUCUGACCGCUCGUCUUCGCGGGGUUCUCGGCGCUCCAGGCGCUCCAGCUACUCCUCGCAGUCCCGGUCCUCGUCACCACGUCAUCACAGCAGCAAGGGCAAGCAUGGCUCCAAAGAAGCUAAAGACAAGUUAGAAAGUCACGCAGAGAAAUCCGGUCAGGCAGCAGACGGCAGUGCCAUCGAGAAGGCAUCUGGAGGUAAAUGGAUCGACUAUGACACCAGCCCUAAACGAAUCAGCCCAGAGACUAAAAAAGAAGAUGCUCCCAGCAGUUCCGAGGACAAAGGUCCUCUGUGGAAAACCAUCGGUACCGUGACCCCUCCAGCAAAGAGCCCCACAAAGUCCGGACAAACUGCCUCCUUUAGCGGCUUUGGGUUCUUCUCAAAGGAAGACGUCAAAUCUGAAGAUAAGACGGUGAUCUCUGCUGCCUUCAAAAAGUUCUUGGCUGAGAAUAAAAACAAAAAGCAGGCUGCUGAAAAGGAGAACGGUCGCGAUAAAGAGCAGAGCAACACAGACCGAGAACUAGAGAAAGGAAGCAAGUCUGGAGAUCUUUUCAGCAUCUCGUCCAGUUUCAGCGACUCCAAGGAAGACAAGACCCUGCCUUUCUUUGACGCGGGAGAAGAGGAGUUUCUGAAGUCUCACGGGCUGAAAGAGAGGGACAUUGAUGAGGAUGGAGAGGUCAAACCCACCCUCACAGCUCGUGACAUUUUCGGGAAAUGGGGGGAUGAGCCAAGCUAUUCAACGUCCUACCCGUCAGUUAAAGAGAAAAGCCGGAGAGAUGCUGAAGAGGCAGAGCCCGUAGAUCACAUGGAGGAGGAGAUGUACCGAAGCCGCAAGCACAGCUCCAAGAAAGAGGAGAAGUCCAAGAAGAAGGAGAAGAAAGAAAAGGAGAAGUCCAGAAGGAGUCCGUCCCCUCCCGCAACUUCCAGAGAGAAGGAGCGGCCGCUGUUCCCUGGAGCCUUCCCCCCUCGUGAGGAAUCACCUGUGCGACACCUGUCUGCGUCAAGGGACGACUUUGACCUCAAAAUCGCUUCUGUAGAUGAAAUGCCCAGCUCGUCCAUGUCUAAAGAGCGCCUCGUGCCCCGAGAGCUGCCGAAUCCCACUAAGAAAGAUGCAGAGUUUCGUUCCAUUUUCCAGCACGUUCAGUCAGCACAGCUCCGUCGUAGCCCCUCUGAGCUGUUUGCUCAGCACAUAGUCUCAAUCGUGCAUUACAUCAAAGCUCAACACUUCCAAUCCUCAGACAUGUCUUUAAGUGAGCGGUUUGCCAUGUACCAAAGAAAAGCUGCAGAGGUAGAAAUGAUGAAGCCAAGGAAGAGCCCAGAAAUCCACAGGAGAAUCGAUGUUUCCCCCAGUGCCUUUAAGAGGCACUCUCACCUGUUUGAGGAUAUGGAGGAGACGAGCUACAAGGAUCCAAGUAAAAAGUUCAAAGGCGACGUCAUGGACCUCCGCCUGGAUAUUGAAAGACGUAAGAGGUUUGCUGGGAAGGAGUACAAGCGUGAAGGAGGCAGGAGCUCAGGAGGCUCCCGAGGGCCGAGCCAAGAGAGGUCCUCUGAGAAAUCUGGCAAACACCACAAGAAAUCCAAGAAGGGGAAGAAGAAACGGGAUCGCUCUCCAUCCUCCUCUUCCUCCUCAUCCUCUCCAUCCCCUUAUCCUCCAGCUUUCAGAGGUAAAGAGUUCAUGGGAGGAGAGGGGAUGGAGCACUCGGAGGAGGGCUACGGUCACUCACGUUAUCCUCCACGGGACUACAGUGGGGCCGGAGACAGAGGCCACUAUGAGGGCCACAACGCAGAGAGAGGCCGAGGCCGAGGAUUUUUCCCCAGAGUCAGAGGGAGAGGGUGGAACAGGGGAAAUUAUCCAGGCAACAACAGCAAUGGAAACCCUGCCAAUAUGAACCCUGCAGUGCGCCCUCCAGAGGAGGAGUGGGACCCUGAAUACACUCCCAAGAGCAGGAAGUAUUACCUGCAUGACGAUCGUGAUGGAGAGAAAACCUGGGUAGACACCCGCGGAAGAGGCCGGGGUUCCUUCCCGCCUCGCCGGGGACGCUUCGUCUACCGUAAAGGGGGCAGCAGCCCGAAGUGGACCCACGACAUGUUCCAGGGAGGAGAGGAGGCUGAGAUGGGAGACGACAGCAUGGAAGUAACCCGUAAAGAACCCAAGAACGCUGGAGACGCUUCCGCCCAGAAGCAGUAGAGCCGCUUGCUCCAUCAUCAUCUACAUAUUCAGUGUGAGGACGGUUACAGUGAGGGGGUUAUUCUUCUUUAGUUUCCCCUCCUAAUCAUUUAAUGGUAAAACAAUGUUGUUCAGUGAGUUUGAGCCUUCUAACAGUUAAAGUGAAGAAAAUAACUUAAAUGAAGAGCAGCCUCAUUAAAGUGUUUGUUUUUUUAUAUAAAGGUGAGUUUUUGUUUUGCAGCUGUUUCACUUUAAUUGUAUCUUUUUUAAGGGAGAAAAUACUGAGGCAACAAAGAUGAAUAUUCUCUGAAAACAUGACAAAAUAUGAAAUGCAUUUGUGCCUUAGAAAAUAAUUAUAAAGAAUAUAACUUGUGUAAUCCGGCUAUGAGCGGUACAACUGUACCUGUUUGUUAGUGUAGAAAGGCAUCAGAUGAUUUCCAUCUUUUUGUUUUUUGGGGCUGUGAUAAAUCUUCGAUGUUACUGCAUGAAACGUUUGAUUCAUACCUCGCUCCUCGGGACCAAUCGGUAGUGGGCUCAGGGCUCAUGAUCGUCAAAUUAUCAGACAUGAAAAGUUAACCAUCUUUUGAUGAACCCCUGAACGGUUGAUGUUUGUCACUUAUAGUAUCUGUGCUUUUUUCAUAUAGUGCCACUUUACAUGUAUUUCUCAUUAGAAAGUGAAGACAUUUUUACGUGUGUGUGUUACAGUAUAUUCUCAUUGAUUGUGGGUGUUUUCAGUUUAAAAAAAAAAGUGUAAAUUGUAAAGAAUUUGGCACCAAAAUCCCCUGAUUUUGCUUUAGACAGAUACGCAUUUAGGUUUUCUGCCUCUGUCAUAUCAAUUUAGGUAAGUGGCUACCUUUUUGUUUAGAUUUUUAAUAAAAAAUUAAUAGUUAUUACAAAAUGCUAAUACAUGUAUAGAAAAUAAGACCUAAAUUAUUGUAAUCUUAACAUCUGGGGGAGGGAAAACAAAAAUGGAAUAUGUUUUUUUUUUUUUUUUUUUUUUUUUAAUACAACAGUUGCAGUAAGUCUUCUAGCAAAAAGAAAAAGACCGGAUUCAGAUCAAAAAAGUGAACAGAACACGAAAAUGUGUCAAAGGCAACAAUGAAAGUGUAUAUUUUUAAGAAGAGUUGGCGCAAACUAGCAGAACUAGUUCUGUGAAUCUCACUGUGCUGCUUUGUCCCACUUGACUACAUGCUGCAUGUACCAAACAACUGUAGGACUUUUGUUUUUGUUUAAUCUGAAGCUGAAAACUUUUGUACUGUUCUCAAGAGCUUUGGAGUACUUUGUCUUUUAAUUUUCAAUAAAUCUUUCUUUGAUUCAGGGCAA